Molecule: messenger RNA, 1605 nt
Organism: Fusarium coffeatum
Lineage: Eukaryota; Fungi; Ascomycota; Sordariomycetes; Hypocreales; Nectriaceae
Exons: 2
Coding region: 1-1605 (534 amino acids)
Biological process (GO): proteasome-mediated ubiquitin-dependent protein catabolic process
Cellular component (GO): nucleus
Molecular function (GO): ubiquitin binding
Source: RefSeq, a predicted model, not a curated record
AUGGACGACAACAUUUCCACCUUUAUGGCCAUUACUGGCGCAAGCACCGAUGUCGCCCGCAGCUUCCUUGAGAUGACUGCUGGUAACUUUGAGCGUGCCAUCGAACUAUUUUACGAAAACCCUGACCUGGUUUCUGGUGUUGGAGCUGGUCUUUCUUCAACUGGACAAUCAGCGACAACACCCGUAGCACCAUCAGGAGGCAACAUUGGCAGACAAGAUUCGGCGGGAGUUAUCCACAUCGAUAGCGACGAUGACCAGGACAUGCAACUCGAGGACUUUAGCGACAAUGAAGGCGCUAACGACAGAGCUGUUGCUGCCCAUGCGGCUGCUAUGGCACAAGAAGAAGAGGAUGCGGCUAUGGCCAAGCGACUGCAAGAGGAACUAUAUGGAGGCAAUCAAGGGUCUGGAUCAGGAGGAAACCCGGAUGAUGUGCGAGCACCAAUUGCGCGAACAACCGAGACAUUGGUGGCACCUGGUUGGGGCGGUGGUGAGAAUGACGACGGAAUGGAAGCAGCUUUCCUCGAGCAGCUGAGACAACGGCGGAGGCAAAAUCCACCCGGCCGUGCAGGAGGACCCUUUUCUCAGCAAAUAUGGGCCGAUCCCGAACGACGCUCUGCACCUUCAACGUCCAACGAGAACGGUGCCCAUGCGCGACGACUGGAGGAUCUGUUCCGCCCUCCUUAUGAUUUGAUGGCACGAAUGUCUUGGGAUGACGCGCGUACUCUGGGCAAGGAGGACAAGAAGUGGAUCAUGGUUAACCUCCAGGAUAUGAACGACUUUAACUGCCAGGCCCUGAACCGCGAUGUUUGGAAGGACAAGUCUGUCAAGGAACUUGUUGGAGAGAACUUUAUCUUCCUCCAAUAUGAUAAGGAUUUCCCUGACGCCCAGGAAUUCCUUACUUUCUACUUUCCCAACGAAAGCCAUCAAAAUCCCGACAACUACCCUCACGUCUCUAUUAUCGACCCGCGAACUGGUGAGCAGGUCAAGGUGUGGACCGGCAGACCUUUCCCCUCUGCUCAGGAGUUUCAUGCCGAACUCGCCGAGUUUCUGGACCGCUACAGCCUUGCGGCCAACAGCAAGAACCCUGUCGCCAAAGCAACAGCUCGCAAGCCCCAGAAGUUGGACGUUGACCGUAUGACCGAGGAUGAGAUGCUAGAAAUGGCUCUCAAGAACAGCUUGGAGGGUGCUUCUGGAAGUGGAGGCUCCUCAACACCUAAUGUCCAUGACCCUGAUGCUUUGACAAAGUCACCGGCACCCGAAGAGAUGGGCAAGGGCAAGGAACCCGAAGCUCCAGUCGAGCAGAGCCCGUGGGCUAAGAUUUCUGGCACAAACCCGCACACCGAGCCAGAUGCCAACCCAACAACUACAACACGUAUCCAGUUCCGACAUCCAACUGGUCGUGUUAUCCGCCGAUUCAACCUGGACGACCAAGUGCGCAGAAUCUAUGAGUGGCUCAAGGCCGAACCUCUGGAAGGCAAGGAGGGAAUCGAGUUUGAACUCAAGAAGAUGCCAGCUGGACAGGACCUCAUUGAGAGUUUGGAUGCCACUAUCGCAGACACAGGAUUGAAGCAGGGCACAGUGAUGAUUGAGUUCAUUGAGGACUGA